AUGGCUUUAAAACGUAUUAAGAAAGAAUUGGAAGAUUUAAAGAGAGAUCCUCCUGCCCAAUGUAGUGCUGGACCUGUUGGUGAUGAUUUGUUUCAUUGGCAAGCAACUAUAAUGGGACCUCCAGAUAGUCCAUAUCAAGGCGGUGUAUUCUUUCUAACAAUUCAUUUUCCAACGGAUUAUCCUUUUAAACCACCCAAAGUAGCUUUCACAACGCGAAUAUACCAUCCUAAUAUAAACACUCUAACCAUAUCCAAAGUACUGCUAUCUAUAUGCUCUUUACUUUGUGAUCCAAACCCAGAUGAUCCUUUGGUACCUGAGAUCGCCAAGUUAUAUAAAACGGACAGAGAAAAAUAUAACGAAAUGGGACGUGAAUGGACUAGAAAAUAUGCCAUGUGA
Tetranychus urticae (two-spotted spider mite) is the source of this 396-nucleotide messenger RNA. NCBI's taxonomy places the organism in Eukaryota, Metazoa, Arthropoda, Arachnida, Trombidiformes, Tetranychidae. The record is from RefSeq and is a predicted model, not a curated record.